AUAUGGGGACCCAUGUGACCCUCCCUCUUUGAGAUUCACUGGGUCCUAGGUCCUAGGUCCUACCCAGCUCUCCACCCAACAGCCAUGCACAUUGCAGGCCCUCAGUCAACACUGAUUGACGCAAGGGAUAAAGGAACAAACCGACUGGGAUUGACUUGUCUGGUGCCACUCCCUGCCCUGAAAGGCAAGCCCUGGGAGCCCCCGGCCCCGAAAGGACGUGGAGCCUCGCGGGAGACUCCUGGAAGUGCGUGAAUAGCAAGCACAGCGUGGUGCGCCCGCUUUACAAGUUAGCAUAUUCACAAGAACCCGCUCGGAAGGCCAAGUCCUUGAUGUCGGCCAAUUGGUUAAGUAGCUGUGUGCUUUCUUUCCAGUGCACUUAUUUGGUGAUCCCGAUUGGCGUCCGCACAGCCGCCACCCUCACUCCCGCUUGAGGAUAAAAAGCAAGCCAAUUUGGCAUGUAGGCACUGUUUGAAAAACAACUUUGCACUCUAGUUAUUCGGCAAAAAGCUCCACCUUCCCACGCUGCUGAUAAUAUUUCUCGCGGCUGCGUGGGACACUCCUCGUCUCACCCAUGAGAGCGAGCUGCCUUCUGUCUGGUUGGGCGAUUCCUGCAGGGCCUGAGCCUCCGCAGAGCCCGGCGUUCAAGGAGAAAAAAGGAGCCGCGGAUGGCCCAUGUUCUAGAACUACAUCCUCGGUCACUGUCCCAGUACAGCCAUCUGUAGCACCUCCUCAGUAACUGACGGUGAUGUUCCUUUCCCUAUGCUGUUUAUACCAUCAGCCUGGGGUUUUCUUUGAAGGUGACACAAAGAAUGAAGAUAUUCAAAUGUUAUUUUAAACAUACCCUACAGCAGAAAGUUUUCAUCCUGUUUUUAACCCUAUGGCUGCUCUCUUUGUUAAAGCUUCUAAAUGUGAGACGACUCUUUCCGCAAAAAGACAUUUACUUGGUUGAGUACUCCCUAAGUACCUCGCCUUUUGUAAGAAACAGAUACACUCAUGUUAAGGAUGAAGUCAGGUAUGAAGUUAACUGUUCGGGUAUCUAUGAACAGGAGCCUUUGGAAAUUGGAAAGAGUCUGGAAAUAAGAAGAAGGGACAUCAUUGACUUGGAGGAUGAUGAUGUUGUGGCAAUGACCAGUGAUUGUGACAUUUAUCAGACUCUAAGAGGUUAUGCUCAAAAGCUUGUCUCAAAGGAGGAGAAAAGCUUCCCAAUAGCCUAUUCUUUGGUUGUCCACAAAGAUGCAAUUAUGGUUGAAAGGCUUAUCCAUGCUAUAUACAACCAGCACAAUAUUUACUGCAUCCAUUAUGAUCGUAAGGCACCUGAUACCUUCAAAGUUGCCAUGAACAAUUUAGCUAAGUGCUUCUCCAAUAUUUUCAUUGCUUCCAAAUUAGAGGCUGUGGAAUAUGCCCACAUUUCCAGACUCCAGGCUGAUUUAAAUUGCUUGUCGGACCUUCUGAAGUCUUCAAUCCAGUGGAAAUAUGUUAUCAACUUGUGUGGGCAAGAUUUUCCCCUGAAGUCAAAUUUUGAAUUGGUGUCAGAGUUGAAAAAACUCAAUGGAGCAAAUAUGUUGGAGACGGUGAAACCCCCAAACAGUAAAUUGGAAAGAUUCACUUACCAUCAUGAACUUAGACGGGUGCCUUAUGAAUAUGUGAAGCUACCAAUAAGGACAAACAUCUCCAAGGAAGCACCCCCCCAUAACAUUCAGAUAUUUGUUGGCAGUGCUUAUUUUGUUUUAAGUCAAGCAUUUGUUAAAUAUAUUUUCAACAACUCCAUCGUUCAAGACUUUUUUGCCUGGUCUAAAGACACAUACUCUCCUGAUGAGCACUUUUGGGCUACCUUGAUUCGGGUUCCAGGAAUACCUGGGGAGAUUUCCAGAUCAGCCCAGGAUGUGUCUGAUCUGCAGAGUAAGACUCGCCUUGUCAAGUGGAAUUACUAUGAAGGCUUUUUCUAUCCCGGUUGUACUGGAUCUCACCUUCGAAGCGUGUGUAUUUAUGGAGCUGCAGAAUUAAGGUGGCUUAUCAAAGAUGGACAUUGGUUUGCUAAUAAAUUUGAUUCUAAGGUGGACCCUAUCUUGAUUAAAUGCUUGGCAGAAAAGCUUGAAGAACAGCAGAGAGACUGGAUCACUUUGUCCUCAGAAAAGUUAUUCAUGGAUAGAAAUCUCACUACCACAUCAUGAUAGUAAAAUCAGGAUGGAAAUAAGAGGGUGCCUGAUAAAUGGAGUCAGUGUGGAAUUGAAUACUAUACUAUGCCCAAUACUGUUUAAACUCAGUCCUCCCAUAUUUUAAAAGGUGUCCAAAAUUCCAUACACAAGGGAAAGUGAUCUAGCCUUUGAUGUUAUUAGCCUGCAGUUGGCUAGGUUUUUUUAAUAUUUGUUUUUGCUUGUAAUCUCACUGAGCCAAAUCAGAGAUCUUAAACAUUCAGUCAGUCAUCAAACAUUAUUGAGCACCUAACUAUAUGACAGGCACUUUUUUAGAGACUGCGGCUUAUCCUCAUCAUAGCAACCUCGGUAUCUUUAAGUUCUCCACAUAACAGUCAGGAUUCUACCGAAGAAGCUUUUGAAGUUUGUGGUAAUCGUCUGAUCAUAUAAACCACCCAUUUCAGAGUAGUGUUUAAGUACUGUGACCAACACUCCACUUGUCUCUUAACUCAGCUUCCAAGACAUUUCUUAACCAUUAGAGCAGAGGAGGAAAGACUCACUACCUCAGAAAAA
Molecule: messenger RNA, 2705 nt
Organism: Pan troglodytes (chimpanzee)
Lineage: Eukaryota; Metazoa; Chordata; Mammalia; Primates; Hominidae
Gene: GCNT4
Product: glucosaminyl (N-acetyl) transferase 4
Exons: 3
Coding region: 810-2171 (453 amino acids)
Cellular component (GO): membrane
Molecular function (GO): acetylglucosaminyltransferase activity
Source: RefSeq, a predicted model, not a curated record